AUGAGCAGAUUGCUCCUUCAAACCCAAGCUGUGCGAGCCAUUACACCUCAAGCCCGCCGUUAUCUUGCUACCCGUACGCCAGAAUGCCGACCUAACUUGGGGCCAGCCUCGGCAGCAACAGAGGCUGAAUCAGAAACGCCUGUUCGACAACGAGAGCCUCUACCUUUUCGAUUUGAGACGGGCCUCUCCUUAUAUGCGAAGAGGGCACCGAGACCUUUCCCUCCGCCAUUUCUAUCCCCGCCGUCAGGCUCGUUUUCAGACCCCCUCAGCACGCAUCACCGAAGCCGAGACAGACGCGCCUUCGUCAACGGGGAGCUGAUUCGAGGGUACACAAAUGGAGACGACGCGGUAUAUUUCAGCGACGAUUUUAUCGGGGCGACUGAUGGCGUUGGCGCGUGGUCGACGAGACCGGGAGGACAUGCUGGGCUUUGGUCUAGGUUAAUACUACAUUUCUGGGCUCUCGAAACAGAGCUGGACGCAGCCCGACCUCGCCCUCCUGGACAAAAAUACCAGCCGACCCCUAUCGAAUAUCUACAGAAGGCCUACGAACAGACAAUAGAAGCUACUUCGAAGCCAAACCAAUGGCAAGGGACGACCACCGCGGCAGGGGCACAGUUGCAUUUCCAAAAGUCGAGUGAAGACCCAAAUUCCCCCGCUUCCCCUCUAUUAUAUGUCACGAAUCUCGGCGACUCCCAGGUUCUCGUCCUCAGACCUCGAGAUUCCGAGCUCGUAUACAAAACUACCGAACAAUGGCAUUGGUUCGAUUGUCCCUGGCAACUGGGCACGAAUAGUCCGGAUACUCCCGCCGGAAACGCUGUUAUGGACGAAGUUGCGAUUCAAGAGAAUGAUGUGGUACUAGCUAUGUCAGAUGGUGUUAUAGAUAACCUGUGGGAGCAUGAAAUUAUCACCAAUGUUGUCAACAGUAUACGCAAGUGGGAACAGGGUGAGGGUGGAAAGAGCACCGGAGACCGAAGUGGUGGUGCUAGCGGUGGCAUGCAGUUUGUUGCUGAAGAGCUGAUGAAGGCUGCAAAGGUCAUUGCUACGGAUCCAUUUGCGGAGAGCCCGUUUAUGGAGCGUGCUGUGGAAGAAGGUCUAGCCAUGGAAGGAGGCAAGCUUGACGACAUUAGCGUGGUAGCUGCUAUCUGCCUUCGCAAUGGGGGAUGA
This is a messenger RNA of Venustampulla echinocandica, 1164 nucleotides long. RefSeq lists its product as uncharacterized. NCBI's taxonomy places the organism in Eukaryota, Fungi, Ascomycota, Leotiomycetes, Helotiales, Pleuroascaceae. The transcript is spliced from 3 exons. The record is from RefSeq and is a predicted model, not a curated record. The coding region runs from base 1 to 1164 and encodes 387 amino acids.